This is a messenger RNA of Lethenteron reissneri (Far Eastern brook lamprey), 5582 nucleotides long. RefSeq names its product pleckstrin homology-like domain family B member 1. The record is from RefSeq and is a predicted model, not a curated record. NCBI's taxonomy places the organism in Eukaryota, Metazoa, Chordata, Hyperoartia, Petromyzontiformes, Petromyzontidae.
CGGCGGCAGCGUCAACAACAACAGCGACGACGCCACCCGUGCCCCGGUCUCCCUGCCGGAGCCCCGCGCUGCAACGCAGGCGACCGCCGGCGCCACUCUCGCCGAAUCUGUCGUCGAGUCUGACGAUGACGAUGAGGUCGCCCACUGCAACCGCCGCAACCGCCGCAACCACCUCAAUCGCAACCGCGGCAAAGCCGGACGGGGGACGACCGACGGCCCUCGAUCGUUCCGCCGGUUCGGAUUCCGAACGGGAUCUCCCGCCGGAGGAGGAGGUGGAUGACGGGGGGAAGGCGGCGGCGAUAACGGUGCCGGCGUCUCCGCCGCGCUUGCGGGAGCGCAAGGGCAGCAUCUCUGAGAUCCGCGACGGGGACGAGUCGGAGCUGCGCCAGUACCACCGCAGGCACCGCGACGAGCGGCUCCGCGAGCAGGAGACGGAGCGCCUGGAGCGCCAGCGGCUGGAAACGAUCCUCAGCCUCUGCGCCGAGUAUCACGAGAAGGGCAGCAUCUCGGACCUGCGCGGCAUUAUGGGUAAGACGGAGGGGGGCGGCAGCGGUGAGGAGGCCCGUCCUGUCGCCAUGGCUACACCGGCGCCGGUCUCCGCGGCAACCGUGGACUCAGCUCAGAGCCCUGGAGAUGACAGUCGUCAUGACGACGCCAGCGCGGAGAUGGGAGGGACCGCGGUGACGAUGGCGACGAGGGGAGGAGGAGGCGGAGGAGGAGAGGGACCGACAGGGUGCCGUGAUGAGUGCAGCAGCAGCACAGAGAGCGCGCAGGACGAGGGCUACAUCCAGACCACGUCGUCGUACGACAGAGCACCGAGCCCGCCCGAACAAUCCCGCAGGGCGCCCAGACAGGAGGCGAGGCUGAAGUUGGCGGAACGGAAGCAGGAGGUGAUGCGCCGGGAGGUGGGGCUCGAGCAGGAAGUGAUGCGGCGAGGGGCGGAGCACCGGCAGGAAGUGAUGCGCUUGGACGUGAGGAGGGCCCAGCUGGUGGCGGUGGUGGAGGAGCUGAAACGACGGAUCCACGAUGUGCAGAGCCAGUUGGAGGACUGCGCGCGCGAGGCGGAGAUGGAGCGAGCGCUGCUGGAGGGGGAGAAGGCGGCAGAGAAGUCGAACCUCGGCAAGGACCAGGAGGUGAUCGCCGCGCUGCAGAGGAAGAUGUCGGAGUUGGAGGCGCGCGUCGCCUGCCAGAGAGACAAGGGUAAGGCCCGGCUGGUGGAGGAGAGGCAGAAUCUGGACGAUCUUCGCGCCAAGAAGUCAGACGUUGAAACGCAGCUCCAUAGCUGCCCUGAGGCUCUCAGGGAGCAGAUGGACGAGGAGCUACGCAUGGUGAGCGACCAGCUCGAGUGCGGCGCUCGCCGCUUCGAGGACCUGGAGUUCCAGCAGCUGGAGACGGAGUCGCGGCUGGAGGAGGAGAGGGAGGCCGGACUGCACAGCGUGCUCAAGGACAUGACGGAGCUGAGACGCACCAUCGUCUCUCGCAAGGAGCGUCUGUGUGCGCUGGAGCGUCAGGCCAACCAGACGCUGCGGGCGGCGGAGGUGGAGAGGCAGAGACUCCAGCGGGAGAGGGGCACGCUCGUGCGCCUCUACGAAAGGGAGAGGGAGGAGCUGUCGCUGGUGGAGGUGGAGCUGGCGGAGAUGAUGGGGAACGUCGACGUCGGAGCCGCCCUGUCUCCUGCCCUCAGAGAGGAACCCCUAACUCUACCCGAACCCUCACUCAACAUCAUUAACACCCCAUCUGACUUCCCCUCCACACUCACACUAACAUCAUCGUCAUCAUCGUCGUCAUUAUCGUCUUCGUCAUCAUCAUCAUCUGCUCAAACCGCCCGUAACCUACGCCAGGAGUACUUCACCCUCAGCCAAAUCAAUCAGCUGUACGUGGGGACGGAGCCUGAGUCAGGCCACGCCCACCCCACUCAAGCCCCUCCCACUCAUUCUUCGGCCGUCAUGGAAACCGCCCGCUCUGCUGUCAAUCUCUCCCAGGCUUCCCCUCCUGACAUCCCUCUCGCUGAAGAGCCACGUGACUGUGCGCUGGCCCUGUGCCCCCCGCUGGGCUCCGAGCGGUGGUACAGCGAUUGCGUCGCUGGGUUUGGACCCCCCAGAACCAUCCCCCCGCCGCCCCCGCUCCCCGCUAAGCAGCGUGGGGGAUCGAGGGGGGCGGCUGAUCAGCAGCUGGAUGUGAGCGGGGAAUCAGCGCUCCGGCUAAAAGGGAAAAAAUCCCGGCGCGCUGCCCCCAGUUCCGCGCCCUGCACCCCCUACAGCAGCGCCACACUCGGCCGCAACGUCAGCCUCAAGUCCUCUGUGUUGGCCCAGCUGGGCACCAACAGCCUGCCCCGUAACCUGAAGGCCACCCUGCAGGAGAUAGAGAACAAGCGGCAGCAGACCUUCCAGGAAAAAGGGCACCAGGUGAUAGAAGAGCAGCGGCGUCGCCUGGCCGACCUGAGGCUACGGGCCGCGGCCGAGGCCCAGACGCAGUGGGCAGCCCUCCAUGCGCUGCCCUCGUCCCCCACCUCGUCGUCGUCCAGGGGAUGCGCCGAGGAGGAGGAGGUGGACCAGGAGGAGGCGGCGGCCGCCGCGAUGGUGGUGGAAGAGCUUCUGGGGAACGGUGGUGGCGGAGCGGGGGGAAGAGUGGGCGGCGGUGGAGGGGCCUACGACACGCUGAGCCUGGAGAGCUCCGACAGCAUGGACACCAGCGUCUCCAACGCCAACUCGCAGUGCUCGCCCGAUGCCAUGUCCAGUGCGAGCGGCAUGGACACGGUGCGUCUGGAGGAGAUGGAGCGCAUGUUGAGGGAUGCACAGGUGGAGAAGGCGAGGCUCUUGGAGAUGAAGGAGCGCGAGGCGGAGGAGCGCCGGCGGGCGCUGGAUCUCGAGCGGCGGCGCCGCGAGCGAGUGGAGGCGCAGCUCCGGGACGAGACGGAGCGGCAGCGGCGCCUCCUCGCUGGCGCGGGGGGCGGGGGGGGGCCGCCCCCCCGGGGUGGGGGGGACGCGGGGGGGGCUCCGUCGUGGGGGGGAGGGGGGGGCCCGGGCGGGGGGUCGUCGCGGGGUGCUGACGUGAGGCUCAGGGACGCGCACGCCGUGCAGCAGUCCCGCCCGCUGACUCGCUACCUGCCGGUGCGCAAGGAGGACUUUGACCUGCGUGGCCACGUGGAGGCGGCGGGCCACGGCGUGGAGACGUGCCGCCACGUGGCGCUCACCGCCAAGACCUGCCGCGGCCUCCUCACCAAGAUGGGCGGCAAGAUCAAGACGUGGCGCAAGCGCUGGUUCGUCUUCGACCGCAACAAGCGCACGCUGGCCUACUACGCCGACAAACACGAAGCCAAGCUGAAGGGAGUCAUUUACUUCCAGGCCAUCCAGGAGGUUUACUACGAUCACCUGAAAAACGCCAACAAGCCAUGGGGGAUAUUGAGAUUUGCCAAAAUCACAAGCCCCAACCCGGCACUGACGUUCUGCGUGAAGACCCAUGACCGUGUCUACUACAUGGUUGCCCAGUCGCCGGAGGCCAUGAGGAUCUGGAUGGACGUCAUCAUCACGGGAGCCGAGGGCUACACGCUCUUCCUCAACUAGCCGCAUCCCACCUCUCCGCCAUCUUAUUUGCGCAUCCCCCUCUCAACGCCGCCAUCGUGGAUUUUGCAGCGCCGCCACUUUGGGCUCUUCAGCACCCGCCAGCGCUGCCACCGGAAGCUGUUGGAUGCCACCAUCUUCAGCCCUGCGACGGCGCGACACCGGAUCGCCGUACUAGGAAAUUUUGAAUUUGGCGUUUCCACCAUCUUUGUUUUCUACAGCCGCCAUCUUGAUCGAUUCGUCAUGGAUUUUGCAACUCCACAAUCUCAUUUCUGCACCAGUUUGCUUUUUUCACCAUCCUGCGUUGCGCUACUGCCAAUUUGAAGUCCUGAUGUCUUGGAAACCACUGAUUCUCCACCUUGAACUCAUUUUUAUAUUUUUAGCAACACCUCUGGAUUUCCUCCGCCAAAGGAUUUGUUCAACUCUCUUCCGCAGUCCGUUGCUGUAUCGGCCAUCUUUGACACGAUAUACGAAAACAUUGGAAUUCAUAUCGUAAACUUUAUAUUCCCGUACGCUCCAAUAUUAUCAAUCAUAUACACUUAUAGCUCGACGUUCAUGAAUUUUAUAUCACUACAAUACGUUUAUAUAUUUGUUUUCUUUUUAGAAACUUGUAGGAAUUAUGAAUUUUUGCUGCGGCCAUCUUGAAUUUUAUUGCGCGUCCAUAUUGGGCAUUCACCCGCGAUCAACAAUAGGCAGGACACAGCAAUUGUGAACAUACCAAAAUCGGUGACAAAACAAUUAUACAUUCACAGACCUCUCAAUCCACUGUUGGAUGAAGUCCACCCCAUGCCCUUUUGGUUAUGGGGAGGGGGGGGGGGUUGACCAUACUUCACCGCGCAGGUUGGCCAACGGGGUGUGAGUCUGAGACGCAGAUUCACAUAUCGUCUGCCACUUUUGUUCGCCGUUGUCGCAAAUCGAACCCGGGAAGCGGGUUUGUAGCGCAGAGCGCUAAAAUUCUGCGCCACCAAUGCACCCGAAAAUCGGACACAGUGUUAGGUAGAACUAAAGUUUGACAAACCACAGUCAGUUUAAAUGCAUGGAAAGACCGUCUCAAAUACAUGAUGGGUGUUGGGUUUUUUUCCACAAAGUUAAAGCAAUCCAACUUAAUUUUUAGUUUUUUUCUUGCGAUGCCAUCGCUUGGUGGUGGUGGUGGUGUAACGGUCAGCAGUACCGCUGGACCUGCCAGUUCGAUUCCUCCCGCCACGACAGCUGAAAAACGGCGAAUUUUAUUUAAAUCCCCCCCCCCUCCCUUACUCCCUCUGUCCACCAUUGAGCAGUUACGUCGAUUGCAAGGGUCGCAUGGGUGCGGGCUAAAGUGUGCGGCGCUCCCACCUCAUUUGAAGGAAUUUUUUUGCGAGAUUGUGAAAGAAUACGCCCAAAAAAAUAUACUCUUAAGUCGUGGGGCCCUUCUGUCUCCACGACGUGACCUCGUUCUCGUUUUGGCCCAACAGCAGUUCCUGGCACCCACCACUGCAACUCUGGGGGGAAAAUGUGGGUGAUGGUGUGGUUGUUUUAAAGAGCCGGUGCGGCAUAAAGCCGUGGUCAAUAUUGCAAUGACUGCAACUUUAACCUUACCUCACAGUCGGAACACACGACCCAACAAAGAACACACGCGUGCUAGCGGUAAACUUUAGCGCUUGAGGUAUGUAAAAACUUUAUUACUGUUGGAAGCACGCACACACGUAGAAUUAUAUGUAGACAUGCCUCCGUUACAUAUUUUCUCGAUAUGUCUUCUUUUUUACCGGAACAAGUUUUAUUCUUGUGUUUGCGCGCAGAUUAUCUGGAACACUAAAAGAGAGCAAUAAGGCUGGUGACUAUCCUGGCGUACCAGGCUACGCGUCUUUUAGAUUCGAAGCUUUCGUGACUGCAGGAAUUACUCUUUGGUUCUUUCGGUACGCGACAGAAAUUAAAUAAUAAAUAUAAUGCAAUACAACACAGAGAGUCGGCCAACACAACAGUCAACACCCCACCUGAUUAAUCACGUUCUUCCAAAGAUUGCUAAAUUUGAGAACGUGACAAAAU